Molecule: messenger RNA, 1112 nt
Organism: Ficedula albicollis (Collared flycatcher)
Lineage: Eukaryota; Metazoa; Chordata; Aves; Passeriformes; Muscicapidae
Gene: NAXE
Product: NAD(P)HX epimerase
Cellular component (GO): mitochondrion
Molecular function (GO): NAD(P)HX epimerase activity
Source: RefSeq, a predicted model, not a curated record
AUGGCCUCUCCCUUUGUUCGAAUACAGCAAACAGGGCUCCUCCGUCUCCUUUUCGGGAGGGUGCAGGGAUUUGGACAGGACAGGCAGCCCCCCUGGCCGGGUUUUGGGGUACCCAGCGGUGCCAUCUCCCUCCCCAGGCAGGAGGAGGCCCAGGCCAUCGACCAGGAGCUCUUCAAUGAGUACAAGUUCAGCGUGGACCAGCUGAUGGAGCUGGCAGGGCUGAGCUGUGCCACUGCCAUUGCCAAGGCCUACCCACCCAGCUCCUUCACCACGAGCCAGCCCGCUGUGCUGGUGGUCUGCGGGCCAGGGAACAACGGCGGUGAUGGGCUGGUCUGCGCCCGGCACCUGAAGAUGUUUGGCUACCAGCCAACCGUGUAUUACCCCAAGCAGCCCAGCAAGCCCCUCUUUGAAGGUUUGACCACCCAGUGCAAGAAGAUGGAUAUUCCCUUCCUGACUGAGUUCCCAGCUGAGGCUGCCUUCAUCGACGAGCUCUACGGCCUGGUGGUGGAUGCCAUUUUCGGCUUCAGCUUCAAGGGAGCAGUGCGGGAGCCCUUCGGCAGCAUCCUCAGCACGCUGGAGCACAUCACCGUGCCCAUUGCCAGCAUCGACAUCCCCUCAGGCUGGGAUGUGGAGAAGGGGAAGGCAGACGGCCUGCAGCCGGACAUGCAUCUCCCUGACGGCGUGCUCAUCUCCCUGACAGCGCCCAAGAAGGCGGCGAUGCAUUUCACGGGCCGCUACCACUUCCUUGGGGGCAGGUUUGUGCCCCCCGCGCUCCAGCAGAAAUACGCCCUGAACCUGCCGGCGUACCCCGGCACAGACUGCGUCCUGCAGCUGACCUAGAGCCGGGGCCCGGGGGGGGCAGGCUGGGCAUCAGCACUCGCACCAGGGCCAAAGUCUGCCCAAGCCUCUGCCAGGGGGAGCUCAGCACCUCACAGCCUCAGUGUGAGCCAGCAGGAUCAGAAGGCCCCGGAGUGGUGAGGGGCUGCAGGAGGAACUCUGCCUAAUCCAAGUGCUACAGGUGUGAAGGUGAUCUGGAAUCUGGGGCUCUGCCACUCACGGCACCACUCACACUUCAGGAUAAUCUGAUUACAAUAAAGAUUUAUUCAUGCCCU